Molecule: messenger RNA, 690 nt
Organism: Telopea speciosissima
Lineage: Eukaryota; Viridiplantae; Streptophyta; Magnoliopsida; Proteales; Proteaceae
Product: myb-related protein Pp2-like
Exons: 3
Coding region: 1-690 (229 amino acids)
Biological process (GO): regulation of stomatal movement
Source: RefSeq, a predicted model, not a curated record
AUGUCUGCUGGUGUUUGCGGUAAGCGGCUGGGGUUCGAAGAAAUCUUCGAAUCUUCUACGCCGUCUUCCUUAGCUAAGAGAGCUAGGUGUUCGACUUUUGGUUCUCCGAUCCGUUCUUCUGAUUUCGGGUUAGGAUCUGAAGAUAAGGUCUCCAUCUUACUGCGGAUGUUCCCUGCCAUGAAUCGGGAGAGGUGUGGGAAGAGCUGCCGAUUGAGGUGGAUAAACUAUCUAAGGCUUGAUUUGAAUCGAGGCACAUUCUCACAGCAGGAAGAAAACCUUAUAAUUGAACUCCAUGAAGUUCUUGGCAACAGGUGGUCACAGAUUGCAGCACAGUUACCGGAAAGAACUGAUAACGAAAUUAAAAGUCUGUGGAGCUCGUGCAUUAAGAAGAAGCUCCGACAGAAAGGCAUUGACCCAAACACCCAUAAACCACUCUCUCAGGUCGAGAAUGCAAAAGAAAAAGCAACCACCACCACUGUCGCUGCCGCCGACAGCAACAAUAACAAAUCCUGGGGAAAUUCCAACGAACUGCACCUCCUCAACAUAGAGAAUUUGAAACCCAGUUUGACAGUUGAAGCACCGGAGCCGGAGCCGGAGCCGCCUUCAAUGGCUGAGGAUGAGUACCCACUCGAAGGUUGUUUGAAUUGCAGAGUAGCAGCAGUGCAACGUUCUUGUUUGAUAAAUCAAUAG